Erythranthe guttata (spotted monkey flower) is the source of this 3346-nucleotide messenger RNA. RefSeq names its product Leucine-rich repeat protein kinase family protein. Gene Ontology annotation, molecular function: protein kinase activity; protein binding; ATP binding. Gene Ontology annotation, biological process: protein phosphorylation. The record is from RefSeq and is a predicted model, not a curated record. Lineage: Eukaryota; Viridiplantae; Streptophyta; Magnoliopsida; Lamiales; Phrymaceae.
GAAUAUAUAUGUAUUAAAUUUAUCCAAACCUAUUUCUAGAUGCAAUUUAUAUAAAAUUUAUUGUUUAACAAUAAUUUGUAUGAUAUUUUAUGGACAAAAUUGUCAUUUCGAAUCCUCCUUAGCCAAAUAUAUAUCCUUUACUAAUUAGUUAAUCAUAUUCAAUAACAACAAUCAAACAAAAUCAUGGUAAAAAAAUUAUUAUUAAAAAAAAUAAUUUUUUAUUAAAAAAAAAACGGACUAGUGGUAUGGGGGAAAAGAAAAGUCAUUAGAAUCUGGACUUGAGCUACUCCACAUAUAAUCUGGUGGGGCCCAAACUCAUCUGUCAAUGUCUUAUUACAAGAACACAAAAAAUACUACAAAGAUUCCACUUUCUGCUUUUCCUUCCUAAAUCAAUGCAACUAGAACUAAAGUUCUUGCAACAAUUCAACAGAGUAUUGACACCAAUAACUACAAAUAUUUCAACACUAAAAUAAAAAUAAAAAUAUAUUUAAUAGCCAUUAAACUCCAACACAUUUCACUUUCAAAUUAUCCUUCAUCUCUUAUUAUUAUUAAUUAUCCAUCUCUUCACACCAACUUUCUCUAUCAUUCCCCAUCUCUUCUUUUUCUGGUUCACCAAAACAAACAUCUCAAGUAGUUGUUUACCCUCUCUCUUUCUUCCUCAUCAAAUAGGGGCUUUCUCUCACUAUGCAUUUCUAUGUGCUUUAAUCUUCUUGAAAAAAAAAAACAAAAAAAAAUGAACUCGAAAAAUAUGCAUAUUUGCACUUUAUUUCCUCUGUUUUUCCUCGUCUUGGUUUCGCCUGCAUUCGGGCUCAACUUUGACGGGAGUCUUCUUCUCUCUUUCAAAUACUCAAUCAUCGACGACCCUUUGUCGGUUCUCGACAACUGGAAUUACAACGACGCCACUCCGUGUUUAUGGACGGGUGUGACGUGUGCCGAGGUUCAAAACUCCAUCGGCGUACCUGAUAUGUUCAGAGUCGUCGGCCUAACUCUCCCGAAUUUCCAACUCCUUGGUGUCAUACCAGCUUACUUAGGUUUCAUCCCGCAUCUGAAAAAACUCGAUCUCUCGAGCAAUUUCUUGAACGGGACUUUGCCUAUUUCACUCUUCAACGCCUCGGAACUCGAGGUGCUUUCUCUGUCGAACAAUGCGAUCUCCGGUACGAUUCCGGAGUUUAUUACGGCCUCGAAAAGCAACCUCAAACUUCUCAAUCUAUCAGAUAAUGCAUUCACGGGGACUAUCCCUAGUGGGAUAACUUCUCUGCAGAAUCUCAGUGUGGUUUCGUUGAGGAGUAACUAUCUUACGGGCUUCGUUCCUAGUGGGAUUCGAUCUUUCGAAAUCUUGGACUUGUCUUCGAAUCUGUUGAGCGGGUCUUUGCCUGUCGAAUUCGGUGGGGUUAAUUUGAAGUACUUGAAUCUUUCUUCGAAUAAGAUAUCUGGUUUGGUGCCUCAAGAAUUUGCCAAGAAAAUUCCUGCAGAUGCUGUUGUUGAUCUUUCGUUCAACGAUCUUUCGGGUGAGAUUCCAGAGGUAGUGCCCUUGACCAAUCAGAAAACGGAGUUUUACGCAGGAAACGAAGGCUUGUGCGGUAAACCGAUGAAGAAACUCUGCACGAUUCCUUCAACACUUUCGACACCACCAAAUGGCAUUUCCACAAACACUUCAUCUACGUCUUCGCCGGCGAUUGCAGCUAUACCUAAGACAAUGGAUUCCUCUACGGUUCCGGAUUCUUCCGGAACAACAGCGGCCGGAGCUGGAAUUCCGCCGGCGAAAGGGCUGAAACCGGCGGCGAUAGCGGGAAUCGCGGUGGUGCCUUUGGCCGGAGUUGGAGUACUUGCUGCCAUUUUUCUGUUCAUCCACCAAAAGAAGAAGAGGAAAUUGAAUGAAACUGAAACCAAACAAGGCGCAAGCUCAAUUACAACAAUCAAGGCGUACGAAUUCGAGAAAGAUUCCGACCAAUCAACGGUGAAGGAGACGAGAAAUCUGCCGACGUGGACUUGCCUGAGAAUAACGAACGGCGAGGAAACGUCGGAGGAAGCAACAACGGAAUCAGAAAGCGAGGAUCAGAGCAGCACAAACUACGCCGCCGAAGAAGAAUCAAGUAAUCGAGAAAUUAGGUCACUCGUGAUGGUUGACGGCGAAACCGAUCUGGAAAUGGACACGCUGUUCAAGGCUUCCGCUUACGUUCUCGGAUCGAGCGGCGCCGGCGUCGUCUACAAGGCAGUGCUUCAGGACGGGACGGCGUUCGCCGUGAGGAGAAUCGGAGAGAGCGGCGGCGGCGCUCGGAGAUUGAAGAAAUUCGAACAACAAGUUAGGGCGAUUGCUAAAAUGCGCCACCAGAAUCUAGUCCGUGUCAGGGGUUUCUAUUGGGGAGAUGACGAGAAGCUUGUCAUCUGUGAUUACGUCAGCAAUGGCAGCUUGGCCAAUAUUGGUUACAGGAAAAUCGGGUCAUCACCGUACCACUUGCCGUUCGAAACGCGGCUCAAGAUAGCAAAAGGCGUAGCCAAGGGGCUAACCUACAUCCACAGCAAAAACAACGUCCACGGCAACAUCAAACCCAGCAACAUUCUCCUAACCCCCGAUAUGGAUCCCAUAAUAAGCGAUUUCGGGCUGCACCGCCUCAUCCACGGCAAGUACACCCGCAAAUCCGACGGCCCGGCCCGGCAUUACGGCAGCAUGAGAUCAACCGACCAGCCGGUUCACGGCAGCCCGAAUAUGGGCCGGGCCGGGUUCGUGGGCUGCACAUCUCCGUAUCACGCGCCGGAGUCGCUCAAGACCCUCAAGCCUAACCCCAAGUGGGACGUCUAUUCUUUCGGAAUCGUGCUGCUGGAGCUGCUGACCGGGAAGGUCUUCUCCGACCGGGAGUUGGGCCAGUGGACCGCCGGUUCGGUUGCGGAGGAUCCGGCCCGGGUUCUGAGGAUGGCUGAUGUGGCGAUAAGGGGUGACGUGGCGGGCAGGGAGGAGGCUGUGUUGGCAUGGUUUAAGCUAGGGUUUAGCUGUGCCUCGUUGGCCCCACAGAAGAGACCCUGCAUGAAAGAUGCGGUUCAUGUGUUGGAAAAGAUUCCAUGUUGUUCGAAUUAAUUAAUGAUUGUUUUUAUUUUAUUUUUUAAGAAUAAUUAAUGAUUGUUGUUUGGGAGGAAAAGAAAAAGGGCAUAAAAAAGGAGUCUCCUCCUUUUUUGACUUUGGAGUGUGAGAGUGGUGAAUUAAUCUUUUGUUCAUAAUUAAUUAAUUAAGGUGAUUGAUUAGAUUUGUUAAUUAAUUUAGGGUUAUUGAGAUGGUGAGUGUCAUUAAAUAUUUGCUUUGUUGUUAAGAAAGUAAACAUGAUUAUUAAAGUUUAUUGCAUUUUCUUUGUGA